AUGAAUACCUGUAAAUUCUAUGAUCUUAAUAUUCGAAGUUUAACAGAUUCUUACACCUAUAAAAUUUCAUAUUACUUUGAAGGCAUAAAUGAUUUCCUAUCAGAGGACUUAAUUGUUAGUUUUGAAGUUAUAUCAGGAGAGCCAUUGUGUUUACUCCCCUUUGUCGACUUCUCGUCUUAUCACGAUUCUUCAGAGUUCUUUGAUGUAGCGGUUAAAGUCAUUAAUACUCAAAAUGAACAUGAUGUAGUAGCCGCUGCCACAUCUCCCUGGAUCAAGACCCUUUUUACAGCUGAAAUGAGAGACUAUAAUAAAGAAGAUGUAAUCAUACGUGGUAUAUACCUGGAAAUCUUUGAAAAGAUUCUCAUCUUUAUACACUCUUCCGUGUAUGACGUGAAAGACAUAUAUGAAGUCUCCGAGAUUACUAAAGCAGUUGACCAACUUGAAUUAUCUAUCAUUUGCAAUAUUAUGUUUCGUUACUUGAGAUCAAAUAUAGACAUCACCAACAUGUGGCCAGUCUGGGACUUGGCAGUCAAGUACGAAUGUAAAGAAACUGAGAUUGCAUAUCAGAAAAUUACUGUGAUAAAGGUUCUUCAAAUUGACCAUCUUUCCCCGCCUGUUCCUGAACAAGAUAUCUAUAAUUCCAUUCUAUCAUGGAGACAAAAUGCUAUUUCUGAUACCAAGUCAAGAAUUCCCAAAACUGUCAACCCGAACACAUUUACUGAUUCCGCAAUUGUGAAUCAAAACAAUUCAAAGGAGACAAAGAAGUCAUUGAAAUCUUUAGAAAAGAUCGAAAAGGCAUUUAUUGAGAUGAUCCAGCUCAUUAGAUUUAGUCAGAUGUCUUUGGAGUAUUUAUUAAGAGACGUUAAGACAAACGAGAUACUCACAAAAACAGACAUUUGUAUGUCUUCAAUUUCUCAAGCAAUAUCCUCAAUUAUCUGCAAUAAUCUAUGUGCCGACUCUCGAAAUGCUUAA
Phycomyces blakesleeanus NRRL 1555(-) is the source of this 972-nucleotide messenger RNA. RefSeq lists its product as hypothetical. Lineage: Eukaryota; Fungi; Mucoromycota; Mucoromycetes; Mucorales; Phycomycetaceae. The record is from RefSeq and is a predicted model, not a curated record. The transcript has 5 exons. The coding region runs from base 1 to 972 and encodes 323 amino acids. Gene Ontology annotation, molecular function: protein binding.